AUGUUCGUUGAAACGCCUGUUGUAAAAGUAAUUUCACAGACCCUAGAAUCAGAUAAGAGUGUUUUACUAGUCGGGGAACCUGGUAUUGGUAAGAGUAUGUUGAUGCAUCACAUAGCUUUAACGCAUCAAAGUUAUUCUCAAAUUACACCACUGCUAGCAGCGUGCUUGGGAGGAAAUGAGAUGAUAGUACAAUUGCUUUUAGACAAAGAAGAUGGUGUUGACCAGAUUGAUUGUAUUGAAAAGACAGGUCUGACAGCUGCUAGCAAAAACGCUAAUAAGAAUAUAAUAAGCCGGGCUACUGAUAUGGGAGAGACACCUCUGAUAGCUGCUUGUAAGAGUGGAAAUGAGAAAAUAGUACAGCUACUUAUAGACAAAGGAUGUGAUGUUUACCGGGUUGGUCCUUUCGGAGAGACACCUCUGACAGCUGCUUGUAACAGAGGUAAUGAGAAGAUAGUACAGAUACUUAUAGAACAAGUAUGCAGUGUUAACCAGGUUGCUAAUUUUGGAAAUACACCGCUGACAGCUGCAUGUAACAGUAGAAAUGAGAAGAUAGUACAGUUACUUCUUGACAAAGGGUGUGAUGUAAACAUGGUUGAUCGUAUGAAAAAGACACCUCUAACAGUUGCUUGUAGAAAAGGAAUUGAGAAGAUAGUACAGUGUCUUAUAGACAAAGGAGGUGAUGUUAACCAGUUUACUACUUCUGGACAGACACCUCUGACAGCUGCUUGUAACAGUGAAAAUGAGAAAAUAGUACAGUUACUUUUGGACCAAAAAGGGUAUGUUAACCAGGUUGAUGGUAAAAGACAGACACCUCUUAUAGCUGCUUGUAGAAAAGGAAAUCAGAAUAUAGUACGUCUACUUAUGACCAAACAUUGUGAUGUGAACCAGAUUGAUAAUAUAAGAGAGACACCUCUGACAGCUGCUUGCAAAAGUGGAAAUGAGGAGAUAGUAUCACUACUUAUAGACAAAGGAUGCGAUGUUAAUCAGGAUGCUCUUUCCGGAGAGACACCACUAACAGCUGCUUGUACUAACAGUGAUAACAUGAAAACGGUACAGUUACUUUUGGACAAAGAAUGUGAUGUUAACCAGAUUGAUGGUAAAAAACAGACACCUCUUAUAGUUGCGUGUAGUACAGGAAAUGAGAAGAUUGUAAGAUUAAUUCUAGACAAAAACGGUAAUGCAAACCAGGUUGACGGUAUUGAACAGACACCUCUGACAGCUGCUUGCGGGGGAGGACACGAGGAGAUAGUACGCUUACUUAUAAAUAAAGGAUGCGAUGUUAAUCAGUUUGCUACUUUUGGAAAGACACCUAUGACAGCUGCUUGUUACAGUGGAAAUGAGAAAACAGUACAGUUACUUAUGGAUAAAGGAUGUAAUGUUAAUCAGGUUGAUGGUAUAGGUGGUACACCUCUGACAGCUGCGUGUUUGAGCAGAAAUGAAAUGAUAGUACAGUUGCUUAUAGACAACGAUGGUGAUGUUUACCAGAUUGAUGACAAUAAAACGACUCCGCUUAUAGCUGCUUGUAGUAGUGGAAAUGAGAUGAUAAUAAGGUUAAUCAUAGACCAGAUAUCUGAUAUUAACCAGGUGAAUGGUAGGAGUGAAACACCCUUGACAGUUGCUUGUGACAAGGGAAAUGAGAAGAUAGUACAGUUACUUAUAGACAAACGAUUAGAUGUUAACCAGGCUGCUCCAUUGGGAGACACACCCCUGACAGCUGCUUGUAACAGUGGAAAAGAAAAGAUAGUACAGUUACUUAUAAACAAAGGAGCUGAUAUUAACCUGGAAGAUGAUAUGGGAGAGACACCUCUGAUAGCUGCUUCCAAGAAGGGAAAUGAGAAUAUGGUAGAUUUACUUAUAGACAAAGGAUGUGAUAUUAACCAGGUUAAUGGUAUAGGAGAGACACCUCUGACAGCUGCAUGCAAAAGAGAACAUGAUAAUAUGGUAGAUUUACUUAUAGACAAAGGAUGUGAAAUUAACCUGAUUAAGGGUAUGAGGGAGACACCUCUGACUGCUGCAUGCAUGAGCGGACAUACGAACAUGGUACAUUUAAUUAUAGACAAAGGCUGUGAAAUUAACCAAGUUAAUGGUAAGGGAGAGACACCUCUGACAGCAGCAUGCAAGAGGGGACAGGAAAAUAUGGUACAUUUACUUAUAGACAAAGGCUGUGAAAUUAAUCUGGUUAAUGGUAAUGGAGAGACACCUCUGACAGCUGCUAGAAUGAUGGGAAAUGAAAAUGUAGCACAGUUACUUAUAGACAAAGGCUGUGAUAAUAACAAGUUUGCUGGAAAGCUGUCGAGGGAAGGAGGAAAAUGCAUUAUAUUAUAA
Mytilus californianus (California mussel) is the source of this 2325-nucleotide messenger RNA. RefSeq names its product ankyrin repeat domain-containing protein 17-like. Bases 1 to 2325 code for a protein of 774 amino acids. Lineage: Eukaryota; Metazoa; Mollusca; Bivalvia; Mytilida; Mytilidae. The transcript has 3 exons. Gene Ontology annotation, molecular function: protein binding. The record is from RefSeq and is a predicted model, not a curated record.